AUGAAGGAAUACCUCGACUCCGAUAGAGUGAACUACUUGGUCUGGAGAUACCUGCUCGAAGGCAAUUAUCGAGAGACGGCAGCCAAGUUUCAGAAAGAGUGGCACGCUGAACCUCAUCGUCACUUCGACUUUGCGCGCCACAUCAAGAGCCAUGCCCUUGUCUCCGUCGUCAACAAGGGCCUUUGCUACCACGCCCUCGAGCGUGAGCAUGUUCGCAAAUCGACAUCUCCCAUCGCACCCGUCGCGCCGAUCGACGCCCUGCAGAUGGGCAUUUUUGGCCCGCUCAAUGUUCAGCCUCCACCGCCACAAAAGGUCGAGGACGACGAAGAGGAUGCGGACGGCGAUGCCGAUGCUGACGCAGAUGGCGAUGCCGACGUGGAUGCCGAUGCAGAUGCAGAUGCCGAUGCAGAUGGCGACGCGGAGAUGGAGGAGGUCGAGAACUCGCGAAAACGCCAACUCGAUAAUCGCACGCAUCAUCAGCAUCAAAUGAAUGGUUCGCCGGCAAAGCGCCCGCGACUCGUCAGUAAUGGGUACGAGAACGGAGUGGAUGCAGCCACAGACCCCAUGGAGCUAGACAACCACAACCAUCAGCCAACCCCGGCCGACCACAACAACAACCACGCUUAUCCCUCGCCCCUCGAAGGCGAACAGACACACUCACCAAUCCCCCACACCGACGGUCCCGAACAGGGCACACAGGUCGACAAGGUCGAAGAACUCGCACCCGAGACGACCUUUUUGCGACUGAUGCCAGACGACCUUCCCAAUGGCACCAGCUCAGCGUCGCCCUCGUCGUCACCCAUGCGGGCUCGCGCUGCAGCUGGAGAAAAUGCACCCGUCCUGUUAAGCUGCGAGUGGAGCCCCAAAGACCCAUCAGUCUUGGCGGCUGCUGGAACCGAUGCGCUAGCCCGCGUUUGGACGGUUUCGCGUGCCGCCAUAUCUUCCGAAUCUGACUUUGACGCCCACGACUCCCAUCACGUGAACGGCGUCAACCGCCCCUUCCUCAGCCUUGUCGACAACGCAACGCCGCGCAGCGCAACAGUCAGCCAAAUCGCCUGGAACUUCUGUCGGAUCGGGCCAUUGCUGUGGCGAUUGAUCAUGAAGGCAAGACGUCGGUGCAGCUUCGAUGGAAUCCCUACCGACACGGCCCUACUGGGCAUCGCACCUGAGAAUGGCGGCGCGCUCAUCUCCGUUUUUCAACCACUGACCUCGACUACCCUGACGUACUUUUUGCCCGACCAUGACAUUGACAACUGGCCGCUCGACGCUGCUUGGACCAGUGAGGCGACAAUUCUGUUAUGUGGAGGCCAAGUCUUGGUCUCGCUCCGCUGCACCGAUUCGGCUAUCGUCGUGGACAAGAAGAUUGAGACGCAACCGGACGAUAACUUUUCUCAAGUGCAAUUUGACGCAAGGUCCAACCUCGCCGCUACGGCAAGCGCCAACGGCGUGCUCGAUAAGCUUUGGAACGAGGCUGGCGAGCGGCAUGCUAUCUCUGCGCACUCGGGCGCCAUCACGGCCUUGCAAUGGCAGCCAGUGCCCAAGGACGCGCAUGUACCCGAUGAUGAACGACUGAUUGCUUCUGGCGGAGAUGACUGCGCGAUCCUCAUUUGGAAUGCAAGGAAACCAGAUCAAAAGGCCAAGUGCUUCCUUACGAUGGACUCGCCCAUCGUCAGGUUAGCCUUCACGCCCGACGGCGCAUUCAUUGCGGGCGCCACCGCAGGCAGGAUCCUGAUCUGGAAGGUUGGCGACACGGCGAUCCCUCGAGCCAGCUGGAGCCGGACACCUCAUCUCGGCUGGCUCAGCCCGAAGACGACUUCAGAGUCGGAGGAUGAGGACGAGCAUUGCCUUGGCUGGGACUGCGAUGGCCGACGUCUCGCAUACGGAGCCAACAGUAGGCUUGCCGUAAUUAACUUUCGGAGGUAA
Verticillium alfalfae VaMs.102 is the source of this 1923-nucleotide messenger RNA. RefSeq lists its product as hypothetical. Lineage: Eukaryota; Fungi; Ascomycota; Sordariomycetes; Glomerellales; Plectosphaerellaceae. The transcript is spliced from 7 exons. Gene Ontology annotation, molecular function: protein binding; transcription corepressor activity. The record is from RefSeq and is a predicted model, not a curated record. Gene Ontology annotation, cellular component: Set3 complex. Bases 1 to 1923 code for a protein of 640 amino acids. Gene Ontology annotation, biological process: regulation of transcription by RNA polymerase II.